GUUCAGAACAUGCGCUUUCACAAAUUUCAUCUUUGAAAAGUCCGUUAGUGUUUUGGACAAAGUGGUUCACAUUCGCAGAAUUUUACCUAGAUUUUUUGCUAAAGCAGUUGGAUUAAUUGUGGGACGCUCUAGGAACAAGAAGAAUGGCCUCAAGAGCGGACGUAAACCACACCAUAGAACAAAUUCGCAACGUCUGGCCUGACCUAGCAUUUGACAGAGAAGACGUGGUCCAGGGACGGCCCGAGUUUAUUGUCCGCUUUUGUUCCAACUUUAUUGCCGAAAUAAAUGAUAAAAUCUCGUUUCUGUGUAACGAGGAAAGCACAGGCUCUGAGCACCCCGAAAAUCCGGAGUUUGAUAAACGCGUGACUCUGUAUUGUAACGUAUCCGAAAUCUACAGGAAGAUGAAGUACAUUUCUCUGAAUUUGUCCGAUUUCUACGUCCAAAACCCCAAAAAAAUGUACACGUUUUUAAAAUGUUCCAUUCACUUUGUUAUUUACUUGAACAAUUAUCUGGAUGAAAUGUACGCUACUGUGUUUGAGAGUUUAAAGAAGCUGGCUGAGUAUGAGGACCUCAAGAAAAUUAAGCAAGAACUCCUGGCAGAGAACGCUGAAUAUGCCGAACAGCUCGCACGGGAGACGAAUACUCACGAAUCAUUGAAAAUAAAGGCAGAAAAAGUAAAAAAAGCUCAUGCGAAGAUGCUGAAUGAUAAAGCUAUGGAAGAAAAAAAACUUGCGGAAGAGACAGCAGAGUUGAGCGAGCUACAAAAGGAAGUGGAUAAUCUCGAAUACGAGCUCAAACUGCUGCAAGACAAAGAGGAGGAUUUGAAGGGAAGCGUUGUGACAAAGACCGACUACGAAAACUUGAAAAAAAUGGAGAAAGUACUGGAACGUGAGCAGGGAGAGUUAGAUGGCGACGAUUUCCACACCAAUGAUAAAAUAGAGCACGUCCUCACAGACGCAAAAGAGCUUGAAGCUGACGCUGAGAAGUUACAAACUUUGAAUUUCGAUUCGUUGGACGUCAAUUCUUUGCUCCAACACAGGGAAGAAUUCGCUCAGAGUAAAACUUAUUUGAACAAACUAAGCGAGCAAGCAUGCUCUUUGAAUAAUGAGGCGGAAUCGAAACGAAAAACGGUCGAUAAACUUCAAUUUCGAGUGGACAAAGGUCAAGCAAGUGUCGCCGAACUUGGAAAUAAGUAUUCUAUGGAGGCUGAAAACGAACAAAAGAGUUUUGAAGACAGAAAUUUCGAACUUGCUGCAGCUCUUGAAGAAUGCCAAAGAUUGGAGUCGCAAAGCAUUGACCUGCUCGAAGAAAUGAAGCAAAUCGAAGCAAAGGAGAGUGUUGUUAAGAAGAUUACUAAGGAUGCGUACCGCAAAAUUCUAAACAAAGACCGAGAAGCUACUAAUAAAUUCGACACUUAUUUAAGAGAUAUUGUACGUGUUUCCCGUCUAGCUGAAAUACCUAAGCGAAAUUAAUAAAAAAUGUACGUUAACUUUACCCAAAAUAAACUACCUUUUGAAUAUA
Messenger RNA from Tribolium castaneum (red flour beetle), 1521 nucleotides. Its product is annotated as protein hook. Lineage: Eukaryota; Metazoa; Arthropoda; Insecta; Coleoptera; Tenebrionidae. The record is from RefSeq and is a predicted model, not a curated record. The coding region runs from base 144 to 1472 and encodes 442 amino acids. The transcript is spliced from 2 exons.